AUGCUGGACGAUCGGUCGCUGUACCACGUGUCCAAAGACGCCUUCUUUGACUGCGGCUUCACGCGCCUUCCGUCCGAGACUUGGCAGGACAUUCCGGCGAAUGGCACACUUGAGAGCUCUGGCUACACGCUGGACGGCCCCUGCGAGGUCUGGCUCGAUGACACGCAAGUGGUAUCAGGCCGCAAUUGUCGCACGGAAUUCCCGCACGGACAGCAUCAGGUGGACUACAGCUCGUGCGGAGACUCGUGCACCCUCCGGUGGUACUGGCUCGGCAUUCAGCACGUGGAUGGUAUCUACUCGUGGCAGGUGUAUCAGAACUGCAUUGGACUUGGCAGAAAUGCGACGGCAUGGUCAAGAUAG
Messenger RNA from Peronospora matthiolae, 360 nucleotides. The record is from the annotation of a GenBank genome assembly. NCBI's taxonomy places the organism in Eukaryota, Oomycota, Peronosporomycetes, Peronosporales, Peronosporaceae.